AUGGGAAAAUAUGUGUAUAAAACCCCCCCGCCUUUCCACACGUGUCCCCAUUCAGUCCCAAAAACCCAAUCCAACCCAAAAAGGAGGCGGGUAAACAAAAGUCACACCAGUCUCUCCAUUACUCCAGCCCAUUGUUCACACACCGAAAAAACAUAA
Molecule: messenger RNA, 156 nt
Organism: Bipolaris zeicola 26-R-13
Lineage: Eukaryota; Fungi; Ascomycota; Dothideomycetes; Pleosporales; Pleosporaceae
Exons: 1
Coding region: 1-156 (51 amino acids)
Source: RefSeq, a predicted model, not a curated record